Messenger RNA from Hevea brasiliensis (rubber tree), 1083 nucleotides. Its product is annotated as cytokinin riboside 5'-monophosphate phosphoribohydrolase LOG5. Lineage: Eukaryota; Viridiplantae; Streptophyta; Magnoliopsida; Malpighiales; Euphorbiaceae. The record is from RefSeq and is a predicted model, not a curated record. Gene Ontology annotation, cellular component: nucleus; cytosol. Gene Ontology annotation, molecular function: hydrolase activity, hydrolyzing N-glycosyl compounds. The coding region runs from base 108 to 767 and encodes 219 amino acids. Gene Ontology annotation, biological process: cytokinin biosynthetic process. The transcript is spliced from 7 exons.
UGGUAUUGGUUCCUUAUUUGGGUGAAAAAUAAAUUAAAAAAAAAUUCCGGUUUUUCAAAUAUAAAAGAGCAAAAGCAGCUACCACGAGCAAGGAGCGAUACAGCCACAUGGAGGAGAAAAGAGCAGUGAAGUCAAGGUUCAAAAGAGUCUGUGUCUUUUGUGGAAGCAGUACUGGCAAGAGAGAUUGUUACAGGGAGGCUGCUCUUGAACUGGGACAAGAACUGGUGUCAAGGAGAUUAGAUCUCGUCUAUGGAGGAGGAAGUGUUGGGUUGAUGGGCUUAGUGUCUCAGGAGGUCCAUCGUGGUGGAGGACAUGUACUGGGAAUCAUCCCCAAAACUCUGAUGAGCAAAGAGAUAACUGGAGAAACAGUCGGAGAGGUCAGACCAGUAGCCGACAUGCAUCAAAGGAAAGCUGAGAUGGCCCGCCAUUCUGACUGUUUUAUUGCCUUACCAGGUGGAUAUGGAACUUUGGAGGAAUUAUUGGAAGUCAUUACAUGGGCCCAGCUUGGCAUCCACGACAAGCCUGUGGGCUUGCUUAAUGUGGACGGCUACUACAACCUCCUGCUCACCUUCAUAGAUAAGGCUGUGGACGAUGGCUUCAUCAAGCCUUCUCAACGUAGCAUUAUUGUCUCUGCCCCAAAUGUCAAAGAGCUAGUUCAGAAACUCGAGGACUACGUGCCUCUGCAUGAUGGAGUUGUUGCUCAGGCUAAGUGGGAGGCUGAGCAACUGGAGCUCAAUGCAUCUUUGCAGACUGAAGUUGCUCGUUGAUUAGGGACCAUAAAUAACAAGGUCUUCAUUUUCUAUCUUCUUUAUUUUCUAGGAUUUUCUGGAAAAAGAUGUACGAAUCUAGGGUUUCUCUCCUUUUCAAUUUUGUGUAUUGGUGUAGAAAGGAAAAGGGGGAAUUAAUCUGAUUUGGGAAAAAAAAAACCUAAUGAAAAUUGGUAGGUGACUGUUUAGCUUUUAUUUUAUGUAUGGAAGGAAAAUGGCAAAAUGUUAUUUUCUUUCUGAUGAAUUAUAUUAUUUGUGUAAAGAAAGCCAAAGAAGAAAACAAGUAGGAAAAACAAAAAUAGCAGCUUUUAUUCCC